AUGGGGAAAGGAUUUUACAUCAGUAAGAGGCUAGGGUUGGUCUUUCUUGUGUUAGGAAUCAGCGCUGUGGUUUCUAUUCUUGCUUUGUCGGUGAUCUACUCUCAAGAGAAGCACAAAAAUAAGGAAAACUCCACGGUGGUGUCGACAGCAGUGCCCUCCAGCAAGUCGCCACCAUCGAACAAACCGUGGGACAAGUACAGACUGCCUGAUUCGCUGUCUCCGCAGUUCUACAAUGUGACCCUGUGGCCUCGGUUGGAGAUGGACGAGCGAGGCAUGUAUUUCUUCACUGGGACCUCUGGAGUGGCAUUCACCUGCCUCAAGGAGACAGACCUGAUCCUGAUUCAUUCCAGUGAACUGAACUACACAUUGACCCCGCAGACACACCACGCAAUGCUGACUGGUUUGGGAGGGACGUCCGCUCCAGUUAUCCUGGAAACCUGGCUUCAGACGCAAACCCAGUUGAUGGUCAUUCAUCUGAAAGAUAAACUGAAGGUUGGGAAAUCCUACUGGCUCCACACAGAAUUCCGAGGAGAGCUGUCGGAUGACCUGGAAGGAUUUUACAGAAGCGAGUUUGUUGAAAAUGGUGUCAAAAAAGUUCUUGCGACAACACAAAUGCAGCCCACAGAUGCCAGGAAAGCUUUCCCCUGCUUUGAUGAGCCAGCAAUGAAGGCUGUCUUCCAUGUAACUCUCCUUCACCCUCCUGAAACCGUCGCCCUGUCUAACGGCAUAGAGCUGGGCACAGAAAGCAUCACCAUAAAUAAUCAAGAAGUUUUACGAACCAGAUUUGAGCCAACAGCAAAAAUGUCGACAUAUCUGUUGGCUUUUGUCGUCAGCGAAUUUACAAACAUACAAUCAUCACCAGAGGCGGAUAUUUUGAUCAGAAUCUGGGCACGGAGAGAAGCCAUUGAAACCGGACAGGGAGAUUACGCCCUGAAACUGACAUUCCCAAUUUUAAAGUUCUUUGAAAAGUAUUACAACACCACAUACCCCUUAUCAAAAUCAGACCAAAUCGCACUGCCUGAUUUCAGUGCUGGUGCCAUGGAAAACUGGGGUCUCGUCACUUACAGAGAAACAUCCCUCCUCUACAAUCCCAAAGUGUCCUCCAGUGCCAACAAACAGUGGGUGGCAGUUGUCAUCUCACAUGAGCUUGCACACAUGUGGUUUGGAAACCUCGUGACUAUGAGAUGGUGGAACAACCUGUGGCUCAAUGAAGGAUUUGCAACAUACGUUUCAUAUCUUGGAGCUGAUUAUGCCGAGCCUACCUGGAAUAUUAAAGACCUGAUGGUGUUGCAUGAGCUUCAGGCGGUUUUUGAAGUCGAUGCUCUGGUUUCCUCCCACCCGCUGUCAUCACGAGAGGACGAAAUCGCCACACCUGAUCAGAUCAAUGAACUGUUUGAUACAAUCACCUAUAGCAAGGGAGCUAUGGUACUGAGAAUGUUGUCCGAGUUUCUGUCAGAGCCCGUCUUUGCUAAAGGACUUUCUAACUAUUUGCAGCAGUAUGCAUACGACACCUCGGUGUAUACAGACCUUUGGCAAAAAUUGCAGGAAGUGGUGGACGCAGACUCAAACGUGCAUCUCCCAGCGUCGAUAAAUGAAAUAAUGAAUCGCUGGAUUCUUCAGAUGGGUUACCCCGUAGUGACUGUUAACACCCACACGGGAGGUAUCUCUCAACAGCACUUCCUAAUAGACUCUGAAGCCGAAGUGGACAGUCCUUCUCAAUACAAUUACGAAUGGUUUGUGCCCAUUACGUGGAUGAAGAAAGGAGUUAACAUGGGACAGCACUGGUUACUUUCAAAAACAGCAACACACGAGCCCAUGAGAACAAAUUCGGAGUGGGUAUUGGCCAAUGUGAAUGUCACGGGAUAUUUCAGAGUAAACUACGAUCCGCAGAACUGGGAGCGUCUCCUCGCACAACUGAGUUUAGAUCAUAAAGCUAUUCCAGUUCUAAACAGGGGUCAAAUUAUCGAUGAUGCAUUUAAUUUGGCGAGGGCAAACAUUAUCCACACAACUCUUGCCUUGAGCAUGACUAUGUAUCUCUCAGAGGAGAGGGAAUACAUACCGUGGGAAUCCGCCAUAAAAAAUGUACGUUAUUUCUUCCUCAUGUUUGAGCAAUCAGAAGUCUUUGGACCACUAAAGAUGUACCUGCGAGGGAAAGUUCAACCUCUUUUCGAUCACUUCAGAGUUAUCACAUCAAACUGGACUCAGAUGCCCUCAGGACACAUGGACCGAUACAAUCAAGUGAAUGCGAUCUCACUGGCCUGCAAAACAGGGGUGGAUGGAUGCUCAGAGCUCACUAGAGCGUGGUACAGAUGGUGGAUGGACAACCCUGACAGUAACCCAAUUCACCCAGAUCUGAAGAUGACAGUGUACUGUAAUGCAAUCGCCUCAGGGGGAGUCGAGGAAUGGGAUUUUGGCUGGAAAAUGUUUAAGAACGCUAGCAUUGCAGCAGAGGCAAUGAAGCUUUUAUUUGCUCUGUCGUGCACUACAGAGCCCUGGCUGUUGAACAGGUUCCUGGAAUACACGCUUAAUUCAAGCGCGAUCAAGAAGCAAGAUGCUAGUUUCGUCAUUUCCUAUGUUGCAGGCAAUGUAAUAGGACAACCUUUAGUUUGGGAGUUUUUUAGAGGCAACUGGGAAUAUGUAUUUAAAAAUUUUGGUGGUGGAUCGUUCUUGUUUGAAAGUCUGAUCCAGGGUAUCGCAGAGAGGUUUUCUACUCAAUUUGAACUUCAACAGUUAGAGCGGUUUAAAGAGGACUAUGCAGCGAAGGGUUUCGGCUCUGGCACGCAAGCGAUGGACCAGGCCAUUGAGACCACAAAAGCCAACAUUAAAUGGGUGUCUGAAAACAAAAAACAAGUGAUGGACUGGAUGAUUAAACAUUCAGCCUGAAAGCGUUUUCAUUGUGAAUAUCUACUAUAAACUAACAAGGAGCAUUUUUUUAUAUAAACCUCUUCGGACGAUAACCCUGGUCGAGAAGAAUUUCCUGUUUCAGUUACACAAUCGUUUGAACAAAAUACAACCAACAAAAUAUUUCAAACCGAUUUAAAAUGUUAAACAAAUAUAUUUUAAAUUGAAAUAUUACACGGUUCGUUGGAAUGCUUGAUUCUGAUUGGCCAGUCGCGACAUUUGCAGGUCCGUUAUUCCCAGAUAACAACCUCUCAAAACUAAUAACACACAGUAACCCGGAUGCAGCAUUAUUUUGACAGUUUUUUUUUGACAAAUUAAAUAUAAACAGCUUAUAUUUACAAAUGAUUAAACCAAAUUGCCUGUUCGUGACAUUCGAACGUCGUUUCUUAACUUAAAACCGAAAGUAAACGACUUUUCCUCCGAAGUAAAAAUGAGCUAAUAAAAUAUUUCAAAUUCACAUUUCAUGUCUAUUUUUUUCUCAUGUGGCAAGUAGCCGUGUAAUAAGCGGGAUAAUGUACAAGCAGCCGGCUGUUAUCGCGAAAUUAUUGAAAUGUGAUAGAAAGUCACCAUCGACCAAUCAGAAUCAAGUAUUCCAGGGCGCUGAAUUUAAAUAUGUAUUAGUAAACAUUGAAAUUAAUGCGCUAGAAGUAUUGUUUAUUGUUAACUGAUGUAAUGUAUUUUAUUUUUUAGAAAUACGAUAAAAAGCUUAGAAUUAUAUAUUUCAAAUAGCAUGAAUAUUCACAGUAUAAAUUCAUAUUCUAAGAUGAUUUGUAGUUUCACGC
Molecule: messenger RNA, 3683 nt
Organism: Triplophysa rosa
Lineage: Eukaryota; Metazoa; Chordata; Actinopteri; Cypriniformes; Nemacheilidae
Gene: anpepla
Product: alanyl (membrane) aminopeptidase-like a
Exons: 19
Coding region: 1-2883 (960 amino acids)
Biological process (GO): peptide catabolic process; proteolysis
Cellular component (GO): cytoplasm
Molecular function (GO): metalloaminopeptidase activity; peptide binding; zinc ion binding
Source: RefSeq, a predicted model, not a curated record